This is a messenger RNA of Apaloderma vittatum (bar-tailed trogon), 4348 nucleotides long. It is a transcript of the gene PRAG1, whose product is annotated as tyrosine-protein kinase SgK223. Gene Ontology annotation, molecular function: protein kinase activity; ATP binding. The coding region runs from base 1 to 4050 and encodes 1349 amino acids. The transcript is spliced from 6 exons. Gene Ontology annotation, biological process: protein phosphorylation. NCBI's taxonomy places the organism in Eukaryota, Metazoa, Chordata, Aves, Trogoniformes, Trogonidae. The record is from RefSeq and is a predicted model, not a curated record.
AUGCAAAAUGAGCAGCGGAGGACAGUGCAGAAGACGUGGAGGGCUCUGGGUCUGAGCCAUAAGGAUUUGAAGAUGUCUGCGUGCACUGACUUUGUGGAACACGUUUGGAAGCCCGGCUCCUGCAAAAACUGCUUCAACCCAAAGAGUUCCCAUCGGCUGCAAACACCUGCAGACGUGAGAGCUUGUGGUGUGCUCCCGAAUGGAGUUAGGACCAAGCCUGAGAGCUCUGCAUUGGAAGACGAAGGUGUAAAUACUUCCCCCUUCUCAAAGCCAACAAUUGCUGUGAAGCCAACUAUGAUAAACUCAGAUGUUUCUGACGCGUGGGCGGAUGUGAAUAUGAAUGCAGAUCUGUCACAGGUCAGCUGGGGCAUGGUUUCUGGCAAACAACUCCUUCUGAAAUCAGGAGAUGCGCAGCGGAUCUGCCUCGACAACUUUGGCAGUGGUGGUGUGAGAAAACCCUUCCUUCACAACUCGCCCAGCGACUGCUUGUCCUGCUGUCCUCCUAGCUACUCCAUGGUGGGCCUGCGCAGCCUGGAGAGUCGAGUGGAGAGAAACGUCUCCAUCCACAGCCUGGUGCUCGUGGGUGAGGUGGGCAAGCAGGAGGACAGAGUCAAAGACAAGUUUGCCCUGCCGCGUCGGCCCCCCUGCCCUAAUCCGUCCACCAUGGGGGACAGAAGCAGUGUGAACUCCAGCAGAAACCCUUCUUCACAAGUCAGAGACGGAGCAGUGCUCCCCUCGGAGGGCGACUGCGGUCACCUCUCCUCCAGCUUUGAAAGUGAAGGGGGUGAGUACUGCUCAAUCACAGACUGCCACAAAGAACACUCCGUCUCAUGGGAGACACGUUGUGCGGAGGGGAAGGGUACCCGCUGCGAGAAGGAGAGCCCCACUCGCUGCGGAUGGAGGCAGCGGGAUGCUCCCGAGGUCCCCAGGCUGAGUGGCAGAGCGGUCAAGUUUGGCGAAGAGGAGCGCAGAGCUGUGAACAUUGCCUUCUGCAUCACGAAAGACCAACCUGAUCCUCUCCCCUAUGCCCUGGGCUCAGAGAAGAAAAAGUUGGCUUUCCAAGCCGAGCCUGCCGCCUUCCCGGAGAGCAUGGGGAGCAGCAAGGCAGCUGCCUUUGCUUUGUGUCAGGAGGAGGAGGACUCUCCUCUCCCUGCAGACCCCUCUAUCACUGGAAGUCCUCGAUCUGAGGGUUCAAGCACCCUUCAGCAUGCUCUGGUAGAGCCACAGCGCCCUUGCCUCAUGUCGCCAGCCUGUGGUGAUCCCAUCUACGCCGAGAGCACCAAGAGGAAGAAGGUGCAGCUGAAGGCUGUUGUCGGACAGGCAAAAGCGGAGAAGCUGGCCCCUGGCACUGGCAAGGAUCGAGCUGAUGGAACUCGGAGGGAGGUUGGCUGGGCUUUGGGUGGUGAGAAGGAAUACCAGGACUCCACCGGCCAGGUGGCAGCAAAAAUAACUAUAAUGACAGCACACACUGAGGAUGAUCACAAGACAAUAUUCCUCAGCAGCCCUGACUCGGCAGUGGGAGUUCAGUGGCCGUGUAUCAGUCCCACUUCUCACCCUGAUUUUGGGGCUUCAUCACCUGCCAUUGAGCCUGGAGAGAUUUUUCAAGCAUCUGGAAUUGAAAACAGCUCAAGAUUUCAUCCGGCAACUCCUGCCAAGACCUCAGUUACUGAGAGUCCAGCCAUUCCACCAAAGAUGUCCAAAAACAGCCAGCCGGGCAGUGAGGGGAACCGUGUGGCCCCGGUAAGCUCCCAUGGUGCAAGGUUUGGGGAUGAGAGCAGCCAUGAGGGAGCUGGUCUUCAGCUGCUGCCAAGGAGCUAUACUGACACAGGUGCUUUUGGGGCAUCCUCUUCUCCAUGCACUCAUGUCAAUGGGGUUUCUGUGGAGGAGUCCAGCAGAGGUCUGGCAGCCUCAUCCUAUGACAGGAGGCAGAAACACUACACCCCAACGUGGACCAAGCAGUGCCGGAUAGAGGAGGAGGAGGAGCAGGAGGAUGAACAGGAGAUCUUAACCCACCCAUGGGCAGCAGGAGCUGAGAAUGGAAGAGCCGGUGCUGACCUUGUGGAUGACGGCCCAGUUCUGGAGAGCCAGGCUGGCAUCAGCAAAUCGUCGUCCUUCUCCUUUGAUUUCCCUAAAGACAAGAGUAAUGGCAUCGAGUUUGCACCACCACCGCCGCCACCAAAAAAGCAGCAUGCUCUGAAAAUGAACCCGAAUAACGCUGAGCUGGAGAGGGUUAGCAACAGCUCUGCUGAGAGCCUCAGCCCACCUUUCAGGAGUGUCCACGUUAGCUUCACAGCUGGCUCCUCCGACAGCCUCGACUCGGACACACAGACCGGCAGUGAUGGCAGGCACUCCUCUGAGCCGAACCACUCGCCUCCUCCAGCUGAGAGCCAAGUGUUUCCCUCUGUCCCUUUUCUUCCCGUCUCCAGUGAGGAUGGUCCCUCCUCCACAUCCAGCUGCCCACCCCCUCUGCCCCAGAAGAAGACAGUAAGCAGAACGGUAUCCUCCCCAGACGGCUUUUUUGGAGGACAGGCAUCUUUAGGUGGAGCAGCUGAUGCUGCCAUCCCCAGGCUGAAUGUCAGCCACUCUGAGAGCAAUGUCUGCCUGCGAGAGGAGCCUCCCUUCAUCCAUCAGGCCAGCCUGGGUGGCCGCCCUGGUGCCUUCUGCUCCUCUGAGUCUCUGGAGAAAGCCUCCAAAGGCAAUGGCUACUGGGGCUCAGCCACUGGUAAGAGCACAGGGGCUUGCGUCCCCAGCAGAAACCUCCAGUCCCUUUCCUCCUCGCAGCUCAGUGUGUCCAGCCAGGUGUCGUCUGGCUCCAGCCUCCAGCUCCACAACCUCCUGAGCAACAUCGACAGCAAGGAGGGCGUGUACGCCAAGCUGGGGGCCCUCUACGCCGAGUCCUUGCGCCGCCUGGUUGCCAAAUGUGAGGACUGCUUCAUGCGGGAGCAGAAGAACGAGCUGCACUUCAGCGAGAACAACUGGUCACUCUUCAAGCUGGCGUGCAACAAGCCCUGCUGUGAUUCGGGGGAUGCGAUAUAUUACUGUGCCACCUGUUCCAAGGACCCUUCCACCACCUAUGCUGUGAAGAUUUGUAAAACGCAGGAGUCCAAGGUGGCUGCUUCAUACUGCAGCCCUGCAGUGCCAGUCCACUUCAACAUUCAGCCCGGGGAUGGCCUCCAUCCCUCCCGUGCUGCCAGCGAGCACGACUGCGUGGUGGUCAUCACACGGGAGGUGCCGAGCCAGACCACAGCAGACUUUGUGAGGGACUCGGUGGUGUUGCACCAAGCCAAGCCUGAGCUGUACGAACGUCGCGUUUGCUUCUUGCUCCUCCAGCUCUGCAAUGGCCUGGAGCAUCUCAAAGAGCAUGGCAUCAUCCAUCGUGACCUGUGCCUGGAGAACCUCCUGCUUGUCCCCUGCAAGCCCCCCAUGAGCUGUGUGAAAGCCAAAGAUGACAAACACUUACCCCGCCUCAUCAUCAGCAAUUUUUUGAAAGCCAAACAGAAGCCAGGAACUGGAGACUCCAAGCUGAAGAAAAGUCAGGCCCGGCUGGCUCCGGAGAUCGUGUCGGCUUCUCAGUACAAGAAGUUUGAUGAGUUUCAGACUGGUAUUCUCAUCUACGAGCUGCUGCACCAGCCCAACCCCUUCGAGGAGAAGGUGCACCUCAAGGAGCAGGAGUACAGCCCUGAGGACCUCCCUGCUCUGCCCAGCCUGUCUAUCUACUCCCGGGGGCUUCAGCAGCUGGCCCACCUGCUACUGGAAGCAGAUCCCAUCAAGCGCGUGCGGAUCACUGAGGCCAAGCGGAUGCUGCAGUGCUUGCUUUGGGGGCCCCGAAAAGACCUCACGGAGCAGCCCCUCAGCCACGAGGAAGCCCUCCGCCGGGUGCUUCAGAACUGGGUGGACAUGAAGCGUGCCCUGCUCAUGAUGAAGUUUGCAGAGAGGGCUGUGGACACGGAGCGGAGCAUUGAACUGGAGGACUGGCUGUGCUGCCAGUACUUAGCUUCUGCUGAGCCGGCCUCCCUCUCACACACGUUAAAACUGCUGCAGUUGCUCUGACCGUGGAUGUGUCUCGGAGGCAGCUGAGGGCUCCCAGUUGCCUCGUGGCUAAAGGUACACGGCCCCCUCUACAUGCAAGAAGCUUGAAUCUCAGCUGUGACUGCACGUUCAGCUCCUGCCCCGCACUCCAGUCAGAGUGCACAAAACACGUUUAGUACCCUCAGCACUGUUCAUCUGUGAGCAGGCAAAACUGGGAACCCACCCCUGUCUUGGGGAUAUUUUUGUUAUUAUUAAUUUUUUUUUGGUAUGUUAAGUCUGGGGACUAAUAAACUGCCUGCCUGCGUGUGUGCAUGUUUCU